CUCACAAAACUCACCCGAGCCACAUUAAAGAAGACGCAACCUCACGCUCUGCCGUAAUUCGCGAAGCGUUUGCGUCAGUUAAAUGCUGUUGCGCUCAGGCGCUGUUCUCUGCUUACGCUGUUAGCGUACCGCCCGCUGUUCUCCACGGAGCCUUUUAUAAUAAGUGAAUUGUGUCGGUACCAUGGUACAGUCAGAUGCAGCUGCUGCAGUCAUGGCCACACGCAGGAUCACACAGGAGACCUUUGAUGCAGUGGUCAGAGAAAACACCGAGGAGUUUGACAUGGAGGAGAGCGAAGCUCUGAAGGAGGCCAUAGAGCAGUUUGAGUCUCAGGGUGUGGAUCUCAGCUAUAUUGUUAAAGCAGUGCCCAAAGUCUGUUCUGAAGAAAACACCGAGGAUCAAACCCACAAGGUUCUUCAGGCUUUAGAGUCUCUCAAAGCUGCAGUGGCUUCAUCGUCCGCAUCUGUUCUGGAGGAUCUGAGGGUCUUCACCCAGCAGUGCUCUCUCGGCUUCGCACAGCGAUACCUGGCCGCUCAAAAAGAGGCGUAUCCCACGAUCCUCGCCUGCUGCCAGAGAGCCGCUGGAGAGAAGGAGGCCCUUUCCGUCGCUCUCGCCGCGCUCUCGGCGCUAACAGACGGCCAGCCGGAUCUCCUGGACGUGGAAGGGCGAGAGUUUUUGAUCGGUGCUUUAACCGCGCACCAGACAGACGCCGCUCUCAGCUGUGUGUGUUUCCGCGUCGUGCGACACUGCUGUCUGAAGCACGAGAACAACCGGCAGGGUCUGGUGAAGUCAGGCGUGCUGCCGCUGCUCACCGCCAGCAUCACACGCCACAUCGAGCACCCCGAGGUUGUGAGGGAGGCCUGUGUCGCGCUGAGGGUCAUGACCUUUGACGAUGACGUGCGUGUGCCCUUUGGACACGCCCACGAACACGCCAAGAUGAUCGCGCUAGAGCACAACGGGCUGAAAGUCAUCGUUGAAGCUGCUAAAGCUCACCCAGAGAACACCGCAGUGCUCAGUGAACUCUGUGCCACUCUGUCCCGUCUGGCCGUGAGAAACGAGUUCUGUCAGGACAUCGUAGACCUCGGGGGCCUGACGUUCAUGAUCACACUCCUGGCUGACAGUCUGGAUCGUCAGGAGCUUGUGAAGCAGGUGCUCAGCGCACUGAAGGCCAUCGCAGGAAACGAUGAUGUCAAAGAUUCCAUUGUGAAUGGCGGCGGGGCGGAGCUUAUCGUCAUGGCGAUGAACCGUCACAUGGCCAAUGCACAGGUGUGUGAGCAGGGAUGUGCAGCGCUCUGUGUUCUCGCUCUACGCAAACCCAACAACUGUAAAGUCAUCAUGGAGUGUGGCGGAGCGCUGGCGGCCCUGCAGGCCAUGAAGACUCACCCGGCUGAAGUCAGUGUGCAGGUAAAGCCGUCUGUGCGCUGUCUCGCAUGCAUCAGCAGAUGCGUUUACUCAAAGCGACUUACAUUGCAUUUAAGGUUCAUGCACAAACCCAUAGAGCUACAGGAGCAGGAAUUUCUCUGA
Molecule: messenger RNA, 1522 nt
Organism: Sinocyclocheilus rhinocerous
Lineage: Eukaryota; Metazoa; Chordata; Actinopteri; Cypriniformes; Cyprinidae
Product: armadillo repeat-containing protein 6-like
Exons: 8
Coding region: 182-1522 (446 amino acids)
Biological process (GO): hematopoietic progenitor cell differentiation
Molecular function (GO): protein binding
Source: RefSeq, a predicted model, not a curated record